AUGUCUGCCAACUCUCGAGCGCCGUCUGCCAUGGGCGCGCGCAGUGCGGCUGCCGGCAAGCGAUCGUACUUUGAGCAGCAGCGCGAGAUUCUCGUCGGCGAGAUUGCCAUGUCCUUUGAGCAUGUGCUCGCCAACAUCAACAAGCUGAACCGCUCGCUCGAGGCCGUGAUCACGGUCGGCAACGAGUUCUCGUCCGUCGAGGCGCUGUGGUCGCAGUUUGAGGGCGUCAUGGCCAAGGAGGAGGACGCCACCGACAGCGCGGCUGCAGCUGUAGCCGCGGAUAUCGGCGAAGACGGGAGCGCGGAGGCGGAUUACGCGCACACAGAGCUCGGAGGACAGGAGGACGAGGCCGGUGCCGCAGGCUGGAAGGGCAGGAGGUGA
Molecule: messenger RNA, 381 nt
Organism: Grosmannia clavigera kw1407
Lineage: Eukaryota; Fungi; Ascomycota; Sordariomycetes; Ophiostomatales; Ophiostomataceae
Product: dash complex, subunit dad1
Exons: 3
Coding region: 1-381 (126 amino acids)
Cellular component (GO): spindle microtubule; mitotic spindle; DASH complex
Source: RefSeq, a predicted model, not a curated record